Messenger RNA from Ustilago hordei, 891 nucleotides. RefSeq lists its product as uncharacterized. The transcript has 2 exons. Gene Ontology annotation, molecular function: nucleic acid binding; zinc ion binding. NCBI's taxonomy places the organism in Eukaryota, Fungi, Basidiomycota, Ustilaginomycetes, Ustilaginales, Ustilaginaceae. The record is from RefSeq and is a predicted model, not a curated record. Bases 1 to 891 code for a protein of 296 amino acids.
AUGCCACCCAGAGUAGACAGCAUAGCUCUACUCGAACACACCAUGCAAAUGAUCAGAGAGGUGCACACUGACUGGAAUGAAGACCAAAUCUUGGAGUGUGCCUUCUCUAUGAUGAAUCUCCAACCAAAUACCAGCCAAGUCGAAAAGAUUCCUAAGUCAGUACUCAGCAUUGUAUCGCAGAUUGUCAAGCUCAACGAGAACAACUGGGCCAUCUGGGAGCCCAUGUUUAUGGACUGCAUAUGGCCCAUCAAGAACACAAAGCAAAUCCUCACCAGGGAAAUAUCUAGCAACCAAAUGGAAUAUGAUGAAGAACUAAACAGUCAUCUGUUAGGCCUCAUCCUGUCGUCAUGCAACCACAGUCCUGAGAGCAGUAUUCAUACAUACACCAUUCGAGAACAAGGCAAAGAGGAACAACUUGGCUCCACACUGUAUAAGAAACUCAAAGCAGUGCUCACAAUCAAUGACAAAGAACUAGAUCAAAUUUGGAAUGACACUGUGAGGCUGGGCAGUCACAUGGAUGAAAAGCUCAAGAAGUCCACCUUGUACUGCUGUGUCAAAGAUGACUGGCUCUACACUCAGACAGUAGACUCCCUCAAAGCUGCACAGCCGGGCUGUAGCUAUGAAUAUGCCUACCAUGCACUUGCCAAGAAACAUCAAGAAGCCAAACUCUCAGGCCAUAUCCGAGCCACAACCAGACUCGCUGGCAACAAGAAUAUAACCAACCAAGCCAGCGGACCUAGCCAAAUCCUAAACCAAGAAGGCUACAACAGGGGCAGACAUGAUCCCACAAACCCUAAUGAGCUGGCUAAGUGUUACAAAUGCAGGCAACCUGGGCACAUUGCAAUCAAUUGCAUCAGCAACCAGGAGCGAACUUCUACUCAGCAGGGAUAG